AUGGUAUUAAUCAGGGAAGACUGGAAUGCUCGUGUAGGUCAUAAUGCCGUUGCGAUGAUCUCAAUAAUUGGCAAAUAUGGCAUCGGAGACCGGUGGGUCAAUGGGAAACAUCUUCUUCGUUACGCCGAAGAACGUGAACUUUUCGUUACUAAUACUUGCUUCCGGCAUCAUAGAAAAUAUCUAAUCAUAUGGAACUCCGGACAACCAACAUUUCAAUCAGAUUGA
This is a messenger RNA of Dracunculus medinensis (Guinea worm), 225 nucleotides long. The record is from the annotation of a GenBank genome assembly. NCBI's taxonomy places the organism in Eukaryota, Metazoa, Nematoda, Chromadorea, Rhabditida, Dracunculidae.